AUGGCCGAGCACUGCUUGCCGAAGGCAUCUGAUUUCUAUUCAGAUGAAACUCGUGAUGAAACUAAUAUAACCAUUCAACCAUGCACUUCGUCUGAUGCAUCUAAAGUCCUAAUCGAGAAUGUUAAAAGCGAUUCUGAAGAUUCGAGGAAUACAAAUCAGCAAACAUCCGAAGCGAUAGAAGUUGAUCCUAAACUAGACGUGACUUCUGAAAAGGUUAACUGGGACCUAUGUGUGUCACAGCGUCAACUAACUCUCCCAAAACCAAAUGCAAUCUUGAGGGUCAAUAUCACAGAUAUUGACGAGGAAACUGAAUUAUUUUCCGAGUCUUUAACGAAAGAAGUUGAGAAAGAAAAAGCCGCAGAGUUUUCAACUACGAAGAUUGACAAAGAUCGGAAGAAGAAACAAGCUGACCUGAGAGACUCGAAACGCGAUGAGAGGAAGACUAAGUUUGAAAGUUACAAUCUUCUCACUUCAAAUGUGAACAGAAAAGGUCCGCAAUCUCUCUUGAGCAAAGCAUUGAAGUCACAUCGCAAGGUUGCAGUUGUGACCAGGUCUUUCAAAGGCAUUCGAGGAAUUUGUGUCGGAUUCGUUUUGGCUUUUGAUCGUUACUGCAAUGUAUGUCUUAUUGAUGUUUGUGAAAUUUGGCGAAUACCAUUGUAUGGAGGUGCUUUUUUCAAAGAAGAACCUCUUGGUGUUUCGCAGUUGCGUGAUUUGUUUUUAACUUCACAAAAAUCAACAACAGUAACUGUGCUACCGCGUAGACUGCAGAAGCGAAACGUUUCUCAAAUGUUUGUGAAUGGUUCUAGUAUAGUCUUGGUAACUUUCCUUGAGCCUGUUCUAAAUCUUGAACGAUGA
Messenger RNA from Symsagittifera roscoffensis, 855 nucleotides. Its product is annotated as U7 snRNA-associated Sm-like protein LSm11. Gene Ontology annotation, cellular component: U7 snRNP. The record is from RefSeq and is a predicted model, not a curated record. NCBI's taxonomy places the organism in Eukaryota, Metazoa, Xenacoelomorpha, Acoela, Convolutidae. The transcript has a single exon. Gene Ontology annotation, molecular function: U7 snRNA binding. Gene Ontology annotation, biological process: mRNA 3'-end processing by stem-loop binding and cleavage. The coding region runs from base 1 to 855 and encodes 284 amino acids.